AUGUUCCGAUUCGUGGCCAGCUCUAGAAGAUCCAUCGGCUGCGUUGGGACAAAACGACCCAGCUGGAGAUAUCGCAGCAACUCUUCUGCAGCAGGACGAGAUGAUGGGAGGUCGUUGCGCCAAUCGAAGGGAGCUCUCGUUGCUUUAUCUCUAGUUGCGGGAAUCUCCUUGGGGCUAUACAUAGCACCCACAUUGAAGCCAGACAAACAAGUUUUUCCCUUACCUUCUAUUACUCCACUCGGUCAAUUAGAUCCGCCGCGAUAUGGCAACGACGAUGAUUUGAUAAAGUGCAUAAAAGAAAUACAGACUGUUGUUGGCGAGAGCUCUGUAAAGAACUCGGCAGUCGAAAUUGACCACCACACCGACAACGGGUUCAAUCCUUCAAAACCUUUGCAUCAUCAGAAACCAAAAUAUGUUGUGUAUCCAGAGUCCACGGAAGACGUUUCACAUAUCAUGAAGGUUGUCAACAAGUAUAGCAUUCCAGUUGUGCCGUAUUCAGGGGGGACAUCAUUAGAAGGUCACACCUACUCUACAAGACCGGGGAUCAUCGUGAACACCUCUAAAAUGAACAAGAUUUUGCAGGUUAAUGUAGAUGAUCUGGAUGCAGUGGUCCAAGCUGGAGUAGGCUGGCAACAAUUGAACGAACACUUGCUAAAAACUCAAGGAAUGGAGACGCUGAUGUUGGGUUGUGACUGUGGGCCAGGAGCCCACAUUUGUGGUAUGAUAGGCACGAAUGCCUCCGGGAUUGGGGCUACUCGGUAUGGAUCUAUGGCUUCAAACGUAAUCUCAAUAAAGGCCGUUUUAGCUGAUGGUACUGUAGUUAAGACUAAGCACCGGCCAAGAAAAUCAAGUGCAGGCUACAAUUUAACCGGACUUUUGGUGGGAAGCGAGGGCACGCUUGCCAUAGUGACGGAGGUGAUUGUCAAGCUGCAGGUCAAGCCCGCCUAUGAGACUGUCGCAGUAGUCCAGUUUCCUUCGGUAAACGACUGUACCAAGUCUAUGGCCUCGUUUUUCAGAAGUGGCAUACCAUUAAAUGCUGUAGAACUCUUAGACUCCGACAUGAUGCGCUGCAUCAACUAUAGCGACCUAGUUUCCAAAAGGUAUGAAAACAAAUCUACCCUGUUCAUCAAAAUUGGAGGCUUGAAUAAAGUCAUUGUGGAAGAAUACGUGAAGGAAAUCAAGAACAUUUCGCGAGCUAAUAACUGCACUACUUUUGAGUUCGCAAAAACAGCUGAAGCUGCAGAAGAGUUGUUUUCAGCGAGAAAGAAUGCCCUUUAUAUGAUGUUAGACUAUGCCUACAAUGAAAUCAGCCCCGAUGCCAAAAUGUGGAUUACUGAUUGUGCUGUACCGCUUUCACGACUAGCUUCUACAUUAGAGCAGCUGAAUGAAAUGAUGAAGGAAUAUCCAAUGCAGCAUAUGGUUUUAGGUCAUGGGGAUGCCAAUUUACAUUAUGAUAUUUUCUACACUCCAGAUCAGUACGAAAUGUGCAAAGAAGCUGUCGACCGAAUGGCCCGACUCACAAUCGCCAAUGAAGGCACUUGCUCUGGAGAACACGGGAUAGGAGCUGGGAAAAGGGCUCUUUUGGAAGUUGAACUUGGUAAAGAUACCAUUUCGAUGAUGCGUAAAUUAAAAUUAGCUCUCGAUCCUAAGCGCCUACUCAAUCCAGACAAAGUAUUCAAGACAGACCCCGCGGAUGAAAGCGACGAGUAA
Messenger RNA from Lachancea dasiensis, 1710 nucleotides. The record is from the annotation of a GenBank genome assembly. NCBI's taxonomy places the organism in Eukaryota, Fungi, Ascomycota, Saccharomycetes, Saccharomycetales, Saccharomycetaceae.